Messenger RNA from Owenia fusiformis, 1245 nucleotides. NCBI's taxonomy places the organism in Eukaryota, Metazoa, Annelida, Polychaeta, Sabellida, Oweniidae. The record is from the annotation of a GenBank genome assembly.
AAAUAGAGAAAGAUGUUUAUUAUUAUCCGAUAUAUAAAAUGCUGGACAUUCAUCUUUACGGUUGUAUCAUGCCUUGAUAUUCAGAUAGACAAUGCAGGAGGUAAUAUAGUUAAACAGCUGGGCCAGAGCGUUGAGCUUCAGUGUAAUGUUUUGUACAUUGAUGCAUCUUCAGCAGAUAUAGUUGGUAACCCUGCGACUUGGGAGAAACUGUCCCGUCGAGAUAACCCCUUGUAUACUAUUGUCUCUACUGGUUCAAAUAAAAGAGCUGGUGUACCUGAUCGCAUCGGUGUUGACUUUGGUGAUUAUUCAACAUCAAUUCCAAAUACAAGUGGAAUAAAAUACUCACUCAAGAUAACAGGACUUGAAGCAGGAGACAAUGGAACAUACGCCUGUCUGGUUGGAGAUGUGAAAAUAGAGUACAAUCUCCUUAUUCCGUCUUCAGUUGAGACAGUUAUACUUGAUGAUUCUAAGACCAACGAUACGUCUCAACUGAAAACAUUUGAGUACACUGAAGGUGAAACCAGAUCUCUCAACUGCACAAGUCAUGGUGGUUCACCAGAUGCAAAGCUAGUGGUAACCUUUGAUGGUGUUGAUAAGACAGAUGAAAUGGAUUCCUAUCAAAAAUGGUACUUGGAGAACCCUGAAAGUGCCUUUGAAGCGGCUAAAGUCGCAGUUAGCCGUUCUAUGAACUAUACGGCAAAGAAAGAGGAUAACCUAAGGACAAUACGAUGCACAGCUAGUGUAGAUGGGUUGCCCAGCAAUGACAAGUUUGCAGAAGCAAAGAUCCGCAUUCAAUUAACAGGAACAACAACAGUAGAUACUACCCAUACGACAAGAGAGACUCGUUUUACAGUGGCUACAAGAGAAACUCCUACUACAGUGGCUGAUAGAAUUACAACACAAGCAUCCAAUACGACGGCGCCAACAACACUCUGUCCAAUCUGUCCAACAAGUGGCUCUGGUGGCAUUUCAAUUGGAGGAGUAGUUUGCACACUGAUGGUGAUUGGGAUUAUCUGUGUUCUUGAAUUCAUUGCAUGAGAAAUUGAAAAUGGGAUUCAAAAUGAAUUAAGCCUCGACACAACUCUUGACACUUAGAUUAUUUAGACGUUUUUAGCAUUGAUACGUAUCAAUGCAAGAUCAAUCUAACCAAGAUUAUACAGGAAAAUUAGUGUGGAGGAAGCAUUCUUAUUAGGUUUCUGUCAAUAGUGCAAAUUGCCAGUGGCCUCGUUUAAAAUAGAUAUAUAG